Molecule: messenger RNA, 1929 nt
Organism: Vigna radiata var. radiata (mung bean)
Lineage: Eukaryota; Viridiplantae; Streptophyta; Magnoliopsida; Fabales; Fabaceae
Product: F-box/kelch-repeat protein At3g23880
Exons: 1
Coding region: 473-1687 (404 amino acids)
Molecular function (GO): protein binding
Source: RefSeq, a predicted model, not a curated record
GAUUGAUUACUUCGUUAAAAGAAUUUUUCAUAUGUCACUGACUAUCAAAUAUAGGGAAAAUGUAAUACAGUGCAUUCAUACUUCCUUUUUUAAUUACUUAACUACUAUUAAAGAUAUUGGUUAGUGUUUCCCAAUAAAAUGAGUAUAUUUUUCUAGUACGUGUCUCUUCUAAUACUUCUUUAUGCAAAUAAGUCAUAGAUUAUUAGAUUCCUUUUUUCGUUUUAUUUUCUCUUGUUUAUCUUAAGCAUACGCUAGUGUCUUUCCACAGCUGCAACGUGUCGCGUCAUAUUGAACCAAACAACACAGUUUUUCAUCUUAUGGAUUACUUUAAUAGAGUUGAGCAAUCAAUAAUUUAUUCAUCAUCAACAUCAUCAUCAUCAACCACCACAUGAUUCUCUCUUUCUCUCCCACACACAGUCACAGACUGAACACAAAUAGUCAUCACUGAUCACCACCACCACCUCAACUUAACAUGUCAUCGCAGGGUUACCUUCGCAGGAUUGGCUUCACCAGGAAGAGAGAAAGGCUUAUCAAUCCUAUGGACCGAGCCUCACCACUGCCGUCAACCUCGGUUCAGAACCAAACCGUAUCAGAGUCACUUCCUCUGCCCUUCCUACCUAAUGAGCUCGUUGUUGAAAUUCUCUCUAGACUUCCAGUAAAGUCUUUGUUGCAGUUCAGGUGUGUUUGCAAGUCAUGGAUGUCCCUUAUUUCUGAUCCUUAUUUCAUGAAAAAGCACCUUCACCUGUCAACACGAAGUACCCACUUCACCCAUCACAGGAUCAUACUGAGUGCCACAACAGCAGAGUUUCACCUUAAAUCAUGUUAUGUGAGUUCCUUGUUCAAUAGCCCUUCAACAGUUUGUGAUGACCUUAACUAUCCUGUGAAGAACAAGUUUCGUCAUGAUGGGAUUAUUGGAUCUUGUAAUGGAUUGUUAUGUUUUGCCAUAAAGGGCGACUGUGUGCUUCUUUGGAACCCCUCUAUGAGAGCCUCCAAGAAAUCACCACCUUUGGGUAAUAAUUGGAGACCAGGGUGUUUCACAGCCUUUGGCCUUGGUUACGAUCAUGUCACUGAGGAUUACAAGGUGGUUGCUGUGUUUUGUGAUCCUAAUGAGAUUUAUAGUGAGUGUAAAGUGAAGGUGUAUAGCAUGGCCACCAACUCUUGGAGGAAGAUUCAGGAUUUCCCUCAUGGUUUCUUACCCUAUCAAAAUUCAGGAAAGUUUGUUAGUGGCACACUCAAUUGGGCUGCCAAUCACCCUGUUGGUUCAACUUCUUUGUGGGUUAUUGUUUCCUUGGAUCUGCAUAAGGAAACAUAUAGGGAAGUUCUGCCACCUGAUUAUGAAAAGGAAGACUGUUCCACUCCUACUUUGGGUGUUUUGCAAGAAUGUCUGUGCAUGAAUUAUGAUUACAAGAAAACUCAUUUUGUUGUGUGGAUGAUGAAAGAUUACGGGAUAAGAGAGUCUUGGUUUAAGUUGGUAAGCAUUCCUUAUUUGCCAAAUCCUGAAGAUUUUUCCUAUUCAGGACCUUAUUACGUUUCAGAGAAUGGUGAAGUGCUGUUGAUGUUUGAGUUUGAUUUGAUCCUCUAUGAUCCAAGAGAUAACUCUUUUAAGUACCCUAGGAUUGAGAGUGGAAAGGGCUGGUUUGAUGCAGAGGUUUAUGUUGAAACUCUGGUUUCGCCAAUGAAGCAUUGAAGUGGAUGUGUCAGGCAAAGCAAGCUUAAGGAAAAAUAAAAUCUGUAAAUUAUUUCAAGUUCAUGUGAUCUUAUCUUGGUAAAUGUUUUUGGCAUUAUAUGUGUAAUAUGUAUAUGCAGAAUUGUAUAAAUGUCCUUAAUAUUUUAAGCUAAGUGUUCUUAUACCAUGUAUCCAUCACUGAUGGAAAGUCCUGCUUCACUUAUUUGUUAGUAAAUGGAAAUUGGUAUAUGCUUUCUUGUUUA